GAUCCAGGUCGGACUCAACACCCUUCUGUCAACGGUGCAACCGCGCGGCUCUCGAUUGCCUCGGGUCAAUUCAGAAGGCGCAAUUCGAUAAACUCCUUCAUAAUGGCGCCCAAGGAGCCUUUCAAGGUGCAUUCGCUCAGCAAGCACAUUGAGGAAACCAAGAAGGGCAUGAGUGCCGAAAAACAGUUCAACAAGACCAACACCUCGAAAUCAAAACCUCUUAUCAAGAAGAAGCCUUUGGAGACUUCUAAGUCUAUUGUGAUAGAUUCAUCAGACAGCGAUUCCUCCAGCGAAAGCGAUUCGGAUAGCGAUGAUGGAGCCGACUUUCUAAGCAAGCUGGCGACACCAUCCGGCAAGGCAGCCCCGCGACACAACAAACAGGACGAAAUUGCGGAUAGCGAUGUCGAGCGCAAGGCAUCUCAGAAGACGAAGGCUGUCGCUGCCAAGUCUGCAAAGGUCAAGAAGGAAGAAAGCUCGUCCGAGUCGAGCUCCAGCGACUCUGAUUCCGAUUCCGACUCCGGGUCUGACAGCGACGAAAAGAAGAAGGCUAAGCCUCAGACCCAAACUAAGAAGGUUGUGAAGCGUGAGAGUACUACUACAAGUGCUACUAGCAGCAGUGGUUCCGACUCGAGCAGCGACGAUUCCGACAGUGAACCCGCACCUGCCAAGCAGGCCGCCACGCAGCCUAAAGAGAAGAAGGCAAUUCCAGCCAAGGCCAAGCCUGUCAAGAAGGAGUCGUCCGAGAAUGAAGAUACAUCCAGCGAAGAAAGCAGCAGUGAGAGUGAGAGCGAACCGGAGCCAGCUCCCAAGAAGGCUGUGAAACCUGCCAAGGCAACCGCAGCACCUCUUGCGGAGCCCAAGAAGAAGCAGAAGAAGGUUGUCGAGCCAGAAAGCUCCAGCGAGGAAAGCGAUGACGAGGAGGAGGAUAAGGGCAAAAAAUCAACAGAGACGUCAGCUUCUAGCGAGGCAGAGUCUGCCGACUCCGACUCCGACGUCGAGAUGGAGACAUCCAUAGAAGUUGUCCACCGACAGAAGAAGACAACCUCUUUGGCGCCUUUCACUGCACCUGGCUCCAACUUUGUACUGCGGAAGAGCCAGGGUACCGAUGGUCAGGAUGUCGCGAGCCUGUGCAGCGAAGCCAACUUGAAUGGCAAGCAGCUAUGGUACUUCACGGUGCCCGCUAACGUUCCCAUCUCGGUUGUUGAGGACAUGGAGAUCCCUAUGAAUGCUGGAGAGGAUACUACACCCUCAUUUACACAUGAUGGUGACAACUACGGUCUCGCCUUUGAUCGAUCAUUCCCCAAGAGCUCUAUCCAAAUCCUCAUUCCUUCCGCUGAUGGUGGCAGCUAUCAAUCAGCCCGUAAAUCUGUCGACCAGGUUAUGCAAGUUCGUCGAAUCACCCAGCUCUCUUCUACAAUUGGUCCAGAUGAGGCCGCUGCCAUCCCAUCGUCGAGACAAGUUCGCCCACAGCCAAAGGGCCUCAAGAUGCGCUUCCAGCCCAUUGGUGUAAGCAGUCCAGUCAACAAUGGUGGCUCCAUCGCAGAAGAGGACGAAGAUGUAGAAAUGGAUGAUGCCAAGCCUGCACCGAAGAAACGCAAGCAACGCGUCUCGACUGCUGUAGCAGAUGGUACAGAAGCGCCCAAGAAGAAAAAGACAAAGAAGCAGCCUACCUUGUCUGAUGAUGAGGAUGCUGCUGCUGCCGAGCAACUUAUGGGAGAGAAUCUCAGCCAUUCUCUGCCUCCCAGCAGCAUGCCACAACCCGACACACCUCAGCCCAGUGCCAAGUCGGCAUCCAAGUCUAAGAAGGGUGCAAAGGAGACACCAGUCCCAGUCCCAUAUGUGCCUAGUCAGCCAAAGGAGACUCCUGUGCCUUUGCCUUUUGGUGUAUCUUCUCAACCCAGCGCCCCCGACACGCCAACUGUAAAGAAGAGCAAGAAGAGCAAGACCGUGUUUGCUUCGCAGCCCUAGAAGGGUCAUGAGCGAGCAAAGCAUCGCGGCGCACACGGCUCCGUACAUGGUGGGCUGCCACAACAUAAAGGCCAUUAUUGAUUUUUGAAUUCUACAUGCGAUGCGUUUAACGGUUGGUUUAUUUGGGCGUUUGGCGACGCAUAGCUUUGUACAUUGGUUUCGUGUCUAGUGUCAGCAACGGGAUAUGGACUAGAUAGAACUUGUUUGUAGGACCCGAAACAAAAGAGAGACGAUUUUGAUAUACUCAUAUCUCUGCUUCAUUCUUUCUAUACGUGAUCUGUAUACUAGCAACGGUUAACAGCAUACAAUGGCGACUUAGAU
Molecule: messenger RNA, 2289 nt
Organism: [Torrubiella] hemipterigena
Lineage: Eukaryota; Fungi; Ascomycota; Sordariomycetes; Hypocreales; Clavicipitaceae
Source: the annotation of a GenBank genome assembly